AGUGCAACAAGAAAAGCGCAUGGUAGCAGAGCCACAGAGUUCACAUCGGACUCUUGUUAAUCGCCGCCGCGCGUUCCUUUACUUUUCUUGGAGUUUGUAGCUAUCCUGGUUUCUGUUGUCGUCGCAUCGUCCUCUCUUUGUAGCCCGAUUGCCUACAGAAGGGCUCGCGAAACUUCCUUGAGAAUAAUAGCAAUAAAAAGAAAAAAAAACAACCAAUCUCAAAUAUUUGAUGGAUCGGUGCAUUGCUAAAGUCUUCUUAUACACUCAGAGCUAACACUUUUUUCUUCUUCUUUAAUUGCUUUUCUUUAGACUCUUUACUGUGUUUCUUCCUCAGACGUUAAACGUCUUUUUCCCUUUUCCCAGGCAACCAUAUUCUUUGCUGUUGUUUACUUCUUUCAAUUUAGUUACGCACAGCUGACACACACCCUUUGCUGCCAUGUUUGUCACGUCUGAGCACCUGCUGCCAUGCGACGCCUACUGCUGUCGUAUUAGUGACAACCGCGCCAAGCCCCUCGUCGGGUUUGGCGGGCGAGAUGCGUCGAUUCACGUGUACCCCUUCAGCGGCUACACACGCUCCGCCUGGCUGCAAGGGCUAACGGAGCCUGUCACGGCGCUGGCGUUUGACCCCGACCAGACCUUCGUGGUCGGCGGCAGCGAUGGCGGAAAGUUGCAGAUGUGGGACCUAAACUCCGAGGAGGUGGCCCGGUCUUUCACCCGUGGUCACGACUCCACCGUGACGGACAUCGACGUCUUCCGCAGUGGCCAGUUCUUCGCCACCGUCUCGACGAACAAGGUGUUGCGCGUGUGGGACGUCCGCAAGUCGUCGGGGCGGCAGUCGUACAAGGACGCCACCGCCCCCCUCUGCGCCGUGCAGUUCUCGCCGAACGGCAAGUGGAUCGCGACGGGCUGCGCGCGUGGUGUGGUGCGCCUCUACGACCUCGCCGCGGGCCGCCUCCUGCACAAGUUGGAGCUGCACACCGGGGCCAUCACCAGUCUCCACUUCCACCCGGAUCUCUACUACUUGACGGUGGCGAGCGGUGACGGCACGGUGUCGAUGUGGGACCUGGACUCCUUCGAGCCGAAGUUCCGCAGCGACAGCCAGCACACGCCCGUCGACGCGGUGCGGUUCUGCGGCGUUCACCUGCUCGCCACCUCGGACCACAACGUGCGCAUCUUUGACAUGCGCAACCUCAGCGACCGCACCGCCGUGUCACUCGACGCGCCGUGGAUGAUGAUUGGCGACGUCGCCUACGCCGCCGCGGCAGACGAGGCGUGGUUCGUCGAGACCGCCGGCUCCACCGCAACGAAGUGCAAGCUGUCGCUGCGGGAGCUGCAGCGCACGGCAGACGCGCCCGCGACGAAGGAGACCGCCCCUGCGCCGACGUCACUCAAGCCGUUGCAGCGCGUGCCCGUCGCUACGCUGAACAACAACAACAAUCCGCUCUUCGGCGAGGUGAAGCGAAAGACGCCGUAUGCUAUUCGCCUUCCCCCGACAACUCCGACGAAAGGUGCGGUGGAGAACACCCACAACACACCAGGCAAGACGUCGCGACAGCCCACGCCGCCACCUACGCCGUCCCCGCCACGGCCACAGUGGAGCACGAGCGGCCCCUCCUUCCCCGACGCCGCGCCGUCCUCGUUCGGACACCACGCCUCGGAGUUGCAGCUGGUCGAUCAGCUGUCCCGCGAAAGUGGCACCACCUCCCUCACACUGCAGCAACGACUCACCGUGAUGCACGACAUCCGCACCCUCUGGGCUGAUAACCAGCCGGCGGCGAUUGCGCAGCUCACGCGGCUCUACGACGAUGGGCAGGAGUUUGGUCCCCUCUUUGACUUUCUCACGGUCAUGCAGCAGCAGCGCAUGAAGGAGAAGCUGUCGACCGACGCGUUGGCAGGGAUAGUGGAGCUGGUGCAGAUUGCGCUGAGCACCGACUACGAGCCGCUUGUGCUGCUCGGGUUGCGCACGCUGCGUAGUACGGUGACGCGGUUCCGCGUGCGCGUGGAGGAGGCCCGGCGGCGCGCCCGCUCGUCGCAGAGCACCGGCCAUAAUGACCCGCUAGGAAUGGCGCAGCACCAACGCAUCAUGGAGAAGCUCGCGGCGUGCACGGAGGGCGUGUUGAGCCUGUCACAGCGGCGAGACGCUGUGGGCGAGGAGGCGCGGUCGGUUGUCGCGGACUUGCCGUCGCAGCCAUCCAGUGCGGCAGCGUAA
Molecule: messenger RNA, 2209 nt
Organism: Leptomonas pyrrhocoris
Lineage: Eukaryota; Euglenozoa; Kinetoplastea; Trypanosomatida; Trypanosomatidae
Product: putative katanin
Exons: 1
Coding region: 437-2209 (590 amino acids)
Biological process (GO): microtubule depolymerization
Cellular component (GO): katanin complex
Molecular function (GO): microtubule binding
Source: RefSeq, a predicted model, not a curated record